CACACUGAUUUUCAUCGUCGUGUGCAGUUGAAAAGGCAGUAGAGAAGAUCAGUACCAAGAAAAUAAAUAUAACAAUUCAAUACAAAUCAAAUUUAUUAAGUGCUGUGUGCGUAGAUCUAUGAGAUAUUUCGGGCAAGUGCACGCAUACAAACAGCGUGCUCGGCCCCAUUACCUAUGACGACAAGCUGAACAAAGGGUCAGCAGCCGUUGCAGCAGUUCAUUUGAUAUUGAAAGCCCCACAUGUCCGCCAAAGCCGAGGCGGACAAUCUAGCCGCCAGCGCAACUGGCGGCGGCUCUGGAGGCGGUAAUAGCAACUCCAAUGGCACCGUAACACCAGCGCGACGCCUGCGCACACGCAACUCAACCGGUGGCAGUGGCAGCGAGUCGGCCAAGAAGAACACCAACAACAGUACCCACAAUAAUAAUAACAACAAUAACAACAAUACCAACAACAACAACAACAAUAAUAAUAAUAAUAACGAAUCAGCUGCAACGGGCAACGAUGGUUCAGCAGCAACAACAGGAAUCAUGCCAACAUCAGCUGGUGGAGGAGGUGGUGCAGCCACCGGUGGUGGCGGUGGUGGUGCUGCUGCAACUGGAGCGACUCCCAGCUCCGUGGAACGCCCCAUGCCCAGCGUGCCGAUGAAUCAUGCCAGCAGCAGUGUUUCGGCCAGCAAAAAAUAUCACAAUAGCUGUCCGCAUCCAACGCCCACAGUGCACAAGAAGUCGCUGCACACCAAGCCGCAUAGCAGCAAUAAAUUUGAUCAGGGCAAGAACGAGGAAUUCCAUUUUGAUACGCCGCCCGAGUGUCCUGUUUUCCGGCCGACAGCGGAGGAGUUUAAAAAUCCAUUGGCAUACAUUAGCAAAAUACGCUCCAUAGCUGAGAAAUGUGGCAUUGCCAAGAUAUUACCGCCGGAGAAAUGGUCACCGCCAUUUGCUGUCGAUGUGGAUAAGUUACGUUUUGUGCCACGCGUCCAGCGUCUCAAUGAAUUGGAGGCCAAGACGCGUGUCAAAUUGAAUUUUUUGGAUCAAAUCGCCAAAUUUUGGGAGCUGCAAGGCUCCUCCCUGAAAAUCCCCAUGGUGGAGCGCAAAGCUCUAGAUCUAUAUACUCUGCAUCGCAUUGUGCAGGAGGAGGGUGGCAUGGAGCAGACCACCAAGGAGCGCAAAUGGGCCAAAGUGGCCAAUCGCAUGCAGUAUCCAUCCAGCAAGAGUGUUGGUGCCACACUCAAAGCCCACUACGAGCGAAUACUUCAUCCCUUUGAGGUCUACACCUCUGGUAAGGUAUUGGGACCUGGCGCGGCACCUACUGCCGUGAACGCAACGCCCGUCAAGCUCGAGGAUGUUGGCACCGAUUACAAGGCCCAUGAAAUACCCACACGUCAGCAAAUCGCGCCGCCAAAUGAAAAUAAUACGCGUCGCUCGAAGCGCUUUGGCAAUUCAAAUGCCAGCUGCGGCCUAACCACGGUCAAGCCAGGCGCUGCUGCAGUCACCAUCAAAACGGAAACCAAGGAAGAUUUUAAACGCGAUCUUUUGAGCAGCUUCAAUGCAGUCAAUGCUGGUGGUGGUGGUGGUGGUGGUGGUGGUGGUGGUGCCGCUGGCGGCGGUCAAUCAACCGGCUGUGGGGCAACAACACCUGCACCCAAUACACGUGCCACCCAAAAGAAAGCCAGCACCGAGCCACAGCAACCGCUUAUCGAUCCGCUAAUGAAGUACAUCUGUCACAUUUGCAAUCGCGGCGAUGUCGAGGAGUGCAUGCUGCUCUGUGACGGUUGCGACGAUAGCUAUCAUACCUUCUGCUUGUUGCCACCACUGAGCAGCAUACCAAAAGGUGAAUGGCUGUGCCCACGUUGCGUUGUGGAGGAGGUGAGCAAGCCGCAGGAAGCUUUUGGUUUCGAGCAGGCCGAGCGUGAGUACACAUUGCAGCAGUUCGGUCAGAUGGCCGAUCAGUUCAAGCAGGAAUAUUUUCGCAAACCUGUGCACUUGGUGCCAACGGAGAUGGUGGAGCGCGAAUUCUGGCGUAUUGUCUCCUCGAUUGAUGAGGAUGUUACAGUGGAAUAUGGCGCUGAUUUGCAUACUAUGGAUCAUGGCUCUGGUUUUCCCACAAAGAGCUCACAUUAUUUGCUGCCCGGUGAUCAGGAGUAUGCCGAAUCCAGUUGGAAUUUAAAUAAUCUACCGCUACUGGAGGACUCAAUACUGGGGCAUAUUAAUGCCGAUAUUAGCGGCAUGAAUGCGCCUUGGAUGUAUGUGGGCAUGUGCUUUGCUGCCUUUUGCUGGCACAACGAGGAUCACUGGAGCUAUUCGAUUAACUAUUUGCAUUGGGGCGAGCCAAAGACUUGGUACGGUGUGCCCGGCUCCUGUGCCGAACAGUUCGAGGAGACCAUGAAACGCGCCGCGCCCGAGCUAUUCUCCUCGCAGCCGGAUCUGCUGCAUCAACUGGUCACGAUUAUGAAUCCCAAUAUAUUGAUGAACAAUGGUGUACCCGUAUAUCGUACCGAUCAGCAUGCCGGCGAAUUUGUCAUUACCUUUCCGCGCGCCUAUCAUGCCGGCUUUAAUCAGGGCUACAAUUUCGCCGAGGCCGUCAAUUUUGCGCCAGCAGAUUGGCUUAAAAUGGGACGCGAAUGCGUCAAUCAUUAUUCAAUGCUGCGUCGCUUCUGUGUGUUCUCGCACGAUGAGCUAGUCUGCAAGAUGGCCUUGGAGCCGGCCAAGCUGACUUUUGGCAUUGCGACCGCUUGCUAUAUAGACAUGGCCGAGAUGGUUGACACGGAGAAGAAACUGCGCAAAUCUCUGUUGGAAUGGGGCGUCACACGCGCCGAACGACGCGCCUUCGAAUUGGUCAACGAUGAUGAGCGCCAUUGCCAGGAGUGCAACACCACCUGCUUUCUAUCGGCCGUUGCCUGUGAGUGCAACGAUAAGCUGAUUGUCUGCCUGCGCCACUACACGGUACUCUGCGGCUGUGCGCCAGAGAAGCAUACGCUCAUCUAUCGCUAUACGCUGGACGAGAUGCCGCUGAUGCUGCAAAAGUUAAAGGUUAAGGCGCACAGCUUUGAGCGUUGGCUAUCCCGUUGUCGCGACAUUGUCGAUGCACAUACGCCCACAUCGGUGACGCUGUCCGAGCUGCAGGAGCUCUGCAAGGAGGCCGAGACCAAAAAGUUUCCCUCAUCCCUGCUCAUCGAUCGGCUCAAUGCAGCCGCCAUUGAGGCGGAGAAGUGUGUCACGGUUAUACAACAGCUGGGCAUUAAUAAGGUGCGCACCCGCUCCGAUCACAAUCAGGAAGCAGCACAAUAUAAGCUGACCAUGGAGGAGCUGGAGCUGUUUGUGCAGGAAAUCGAUAAUCUGUGCUGCAUCAUAGAUGAGGGUGCCUCGGUGCGUGAGCUGCUUGUGCUGGGACGACAGUUUGUGGAACGCGCCGAUUCGCAGCUGCAGCUAUCGCUUGAGGCGCUCGAGGAGAACGAUUUGGAGACGCUCAUCAAUGAGGGCAGCUCGUUGCGCAUUGAGCUCCAGCAGCUGGAUCAGUUGCAGAAGCGUCUCAAACAAUGCAAAUGGUACAAACGCUCCCAGGGCUUGCGCGAGACCAGCUCGAAGCUGACCUAUAAGGAUGUAAAGAACCUGUUGCAUACGGCAGCCGCUGAUCUGGAUCCGACCGAUCCGUAUGUGGAUCGUGAGAUGCGUAAACUGCAGCAAAUUGGCGCCGCUAUCGAGGCAUGGGAAUCACAGGCAGCUAAAUAUUUUCGACGACUCAAUCAGCAGCAUGAGCUGGCCGAGAUUGAGCAGUUUCUUAAGUCCGCCAGCGAAAUCAAUGGGCAGGUGCCGUCGCAUGGCGUCUUAAAGGAUGCACUGCGCAAGGCACGGGAAUGGCUGCGUGCUGUGGAACAAUUGCAGCAAAAUAAUCACGUCACCUACUGUCACACGCUGGAGGCGAUGAUCGAUCGUGGUCUCAAUAUACCCAUCCAGCUGGAGGAGCUCGGUCGCAUGCAGGGCCAUCUGAGUAGUGCACAUCAGUGGAAGGAGAAUACGGCGCGUGCGUUCUUAAAGAAGGGCACAUUCUAUACGCUGCUGGAGGUGCUGAUGCCGCGUGCAGAUGCCAUCAAUAUUGACUCGGAUCUCAAGCCGCGUUUCCAAGAUGAUUUCCUAAAGGACAAGAAUCCCGCCGAAAUAGUGGCCAGCUUCAAGCAUGCCGAGGAGCAGGAAUUGCGCGAUAUGCGCGAUCUAAGGCGCCAGAAUAUGACCAAGAAUCCCUUGCGCGACGUCUUCUGUCUAUGCAAGUCCGAAUUUCGGGGCCUCAUGCACAAUUGCCAGCUGUGCCGCGAUUGGUUUCACGAGGAUUGCGUGCCACCGGUGCCGGAAGCCCAGCCACUGAUGGCCCAACAAAAUGGCAAUGGCAAUGGCAAUGGAGGUGCAAUUAAUGGUGGAGUUGGAGUUGCAUCAAUGCCGGCACAAGAAAAGUGGCUGUGUCCGAGCUGUGUGCGUUCGAAGCGUCCACGUUUGGAGACCAUUCUGCCGCUGCUCGUGCAGCUGCAACAGCUGCCCAUACGUCUACCUGAGGAUGAGGCGUUGCGCUGUUUGGCGGAGCGUGCCAUGAACUGGCAGGAUCGUGCACGCAAAGCGCUCAGCAGUCCCGACGUCAGCGCCGCUCUAGAUGCCAUUUUGGUUCAACAUCAGAAGCGUCGCACGGAGAGCACCAGCUGCGGCGCCGCCGUGCUGGGCAACAUAAGCAGUCCAAGGAAGCCGCGACGUACGCACAAUCUGUCCAAGCAGGAAGCCAACAAUGCGGGGCGUUCCGAGUCAGAUAACGAGGAUAAUGGGGAUGAUGUGGAUGACGAUGACGAUGACGAUGAAUGCCGGCUGCGCAUUGUGGAGGAUGGGUAUAGCAAUGAUGAGGACGAGCAGCUGCCGCGACACGCGGCCAACAAUGUGCAAAUCACCAGCAACAACAACAGCAGCAGCAGCAGCAGCAACAACAACAGCACUGAUCUCUUAAAAUUGCUCUCCGAAAGCGAAAUUGAGAAUCUGCUCGAGCUAAUGAUGGAGGGCGAUUUGUUAGAGGUGUCGCUGGAUGAGACGCAAGAGCUGUGGCGCAUACUGGAAACGAUGCCGCCGACAACGCUGCAAGCGGAGGCAAAAUCGCGUGUCGCCCAACAUUUGCAACAGCACCGUCAGCAGCAGCAGCAAAUCCAGGCGACAACAGGCACACUGGUGGCAACAACCACAUCUAGCAUCCAUAGCGGCGCUGAGGAUUCCAAUGAUAGCCUGCUUGUGCAGAAUAGUCCGAGUCCCGGCGCUGGCAGCGGCGCGGCGCAGGCGGCGGCAGUGCGCAAUAAAAAACGUCGCUCCAAUGAUGCCAGCAGCGCCAAUGUGGCUGUGCCGCGCAAGAAACAGAAUACGCCCAAACAGACGCCGGGCAAAAAGUCGCAAGCGGUGCGCAAAAGUGACAGCAAGGCGAGCAGCUCGCCCGGCGUCGAUGCGGAUGCCGAGAACAAGCAGGCGAACGGUGGGAAUACAACGGCAACAACACCAACGACACCGGCCGCAACGACACCAGCAGCUGGCGCCACGCCCAUGCCGGCAUCUGGCCACAAGAAGCGCAAGCGCACAACCACUACGACAACAACAACAAACACAACAAACAAUAAUAAUAACAACAACAACAAUAACAGCAGCAGCAGCAGCAACAACAACAACAAUGGCAACGGCAAUGCCGGCAACACGCCCACCACAGCGGGCAAUAACAAUCCAACAACAGGUGGCGCUGGUGGCGGCGGCGGACAGAAAAAGCAUGCGCAACGCACACAGCAAACGGCACAGGAGGAUGACGAAGAGGAAUGCCGUGCCGAGAAUUGCCAUAAGCCAACCGGACGUGAGGUGGAUUGGGUGCAAUGCGAUGGCGGCUGCAACGAAUGGUUUCACAUGUACUGUGUGGGCCUGAAUCGUAGUCAAAUUAAGGCCGACGAUGAUUACAUAUGUAUUCGCUGUUCGAAAACUGUCAGCGUCGGCGUCGCCGGCGGCAGCAGCAGUUUAACGGUGACCACAACGACAACCAGCAGCCUGACGCUGAGCACAGGAACGCCAGGGAAGCAGCGAGCAGCGCAGUCGGCGCGGUAGACUGCAGAAAAUGUGGAUUGGAUCGCAAGCAAAACCAACAACAACAACAACAACAAGAACAACAUCAAUUUGACAACGGUUGGCAGCACCCUCGAUUAAAGCUUGUAAUUUAUCGAUAAACUGCUAACGCAGUGUUUAUCGCACACGCAUAGACAAAACGAACUCACACACAGACACAGAGAGAGAGAGAGAGAGAGAAGAGCAGCCAACACUCACGCAACGUAAUGCGUUAAACGGUAUUUACUAAGUUUUAGUAAAAAAAAAAAAAAAAAAAAAAAAAAAGAAAAAAAGUCACUUAAACGUUUUGUGUAGUACAUAUUUACUAAUUAUUGCUAUUAUAACGCAAACGUAUUUCAAAAUGCAAAUAUGAGCAGAAAAUUAACACACACACACAAACGGACACACGCAAACACAAUUGAAAAAGUAACUAAUUAUGUGAAAAU
This is a messenger RNA of Drosophila virilis, 6542 nucleotides long. It is a transcript of the gene Kdm5, whose product is annotated as Lysine demethylase 5. Gene Ontology annotation, cellular component: chromatin; nucleus. Gene Ontology annotation, biological process: chromatin remodeling; regulation of DNA-templated transcription. The record is from RefSeq and is a predicted model, not a curated record. Gene Ontology annotation, molecular function: DNA binding; histone H3K4me/H3K4me2/H3K4me3 demethylase activity. NCBI's taxonomy places the organism in Eukaryota, Metazoa, Arthropoda, Insecta, Diptera, Drosophilidae.